This is a messenger RNA of Trypanosoma cruzi, 630 nucleotides long. RefSeq lists its product as uncharacterized. The record is from RefSeq and is a predicted model, not a curated record. The coding region runs from base 1 to 630 and encodes 209 amino acids. Gene Ontology annotation, biological process: endoplasmic reticulum to Golgi vesicle-mediated transport; retrograde vesicle-mediated transport, Golgi to endoplasmic reticulum; vesicle fusion with Golgi apparatus. Gene Ontology annotation, cellular component: endoplasmic reticulum membrane; endoplasmic reticulum-Golgi intermediate compartment; SNARE complex. Gene Ontology annotation, molecular function: SNAP receptor activity. NCBI's taxonomy places the organism in Eukaryota, Euglenozoa, Kinetoplastea, Trypanosomatida, Trypanosomatidae. The transcript has a single exon.
AUGCUUUUUUUUACUCUUAUCGUCCGCCAGCGAGAUGCGCUGGCACUGGCGGCGGAUACGGAUACGUCUAGUGCAGAACUGGAGCAAUGCAAGGUGGCGGCAAAAACACUUCUCCGAAAGUUGGCUGCGGAGUACACUAAUCCAUCAUUGUGCGUUCCGCCACUCCUUACUAUUGUGUGGAAGAAUUAUGUGUUCCACAUUCUUUCCGAAUCGGCUGUGUCAUUUCUUACAAUGUGUGACACAGCUAUGCCAGCCGGUAUUGCUGUGGCUUUUUUAGAGGAUGUGGCUCGGGAGUUCCUGCAGCAGUAUGGAUCUCAGGUGGAGGCGGUGACGCGACCGUACUGUUUUAUCAAAUUUGAUUUAUACCUCCAGCGCACAAAGAAAGUAUUUGCAACCGCGAACUCCUCCCGUAGCAUGAACGUGUCGCGUGUUGGAAGAACAGCACCUGUACGACGCACCUUUGAAGAUGUCAUGGCGGGCAUUGAUUCAAAAACAGGCUCCUCCAUGUCUUCCAGGGGAGGAGGGGUGCGUGAUACUGAAAAGACGUGGCGAUUUCUCAUUAUUUGUUUUAUCGCUGCUGUAACUUUACUUGUGUUUUGUGGCAUAUUUUACUAUGCCGCUUUGGCAUAG